Misgurnus anguillicaudatus (oriental weatherfish) is the source of this 1658-nucleotide messenger RNA. RefSeq names its product coiled-coil domain containing 92Bb (gene ccdc92bb). The record is from RefSeq and is a predicted model, not a curated record. NCBI's taxonomy places the organism in Eukaryota, Metazoa, Chordata, Actinopteri, Cypriniformes, Cobitidae.
UUUUUUUUUUUUUUUUUGCACGGUUAUGUGCGUCACACAGUACAAGUCUCUAUGUGGCAAAUGUACCUCAUCUCAUUAUAUACCAGUGGCCAAACGACCUUGAGCACAUCAAGAUAUGCGAUUUCUCAAAAUAGACAAAAGGACUUCGUUGUCACCUGAGUCCACUUCAUUGGUUAAAUGAAUGAGAUUUUGGCAGAUUUCUGUUCCUGACGCACUGGUUUAGUGGAGAUGCUUCGCGCAGGAGUCCUUCAUCAGCCUUCAUUUGUUCAGUGCAUUAAACCGUAGACCUCUUGAAGUUUUCUAUGGAUAGAUCUACACUUGCCCAACAGGUGGAGAGUGUUGAGCGUAAUGCAGCAUUCUUGCAGCAGGAGCAUCGCAUCCUGCUGAAUGGUCUUCGUCUGGAGAUACGACACUUGAAGAAACGUUGCAAUGAGCUGAGUUGUGAUCUAAGUGCAAUGCCACCAGUAAGAAGCAGAGAAGAUAUUGAGCUAGAGGAAGCGUUGCUUCAGGCACGAUUAUUGGAGACAGAGCAGCAUCUGGCCGAGCAGGACAGUUCACUGGUGGAGCUGCGGGCAGAGCUACGGAGAAAGGGGGGAGUAGCGAACUCGCUCCAGGUUCGGCUUAGAAACGAAGAGCGCUGUUUUCUCGAGGAGCUGAAGCGGCGCAGUCAUAAGAUAACGACGCUGAGUCGUGACCUCCGCAAACAGACCGACGUGGCCGCUCAGCUCUCCUUCCAGUUGCACUCUGCACACUUUCGUCUAUAUCACCAGACAGAGGAUGAUGAGGAAGAGGAGGAGGAGGAAGAAGAGGAAGAGGGAGGAGCCAUACAGGAAUCCGACUGGACCUCAAGCUCUCCGUGGGAAUCAGCGGAGAGCACACGUCAAAGCCGAGCUGCAGGAAGGAUGCGGAGGUCAGAGAGAGUGAGAGAAUGUGUGCCCCGUGAACGGGUGCUUGGGCCAGAGGAGCCUCGCUCUAUGCCUGACCCCGCCCUCUUCCUUUAUCCUUUCAGACAUAGGCUCCUCCCUUUGCACAGGUCACUCGGAGGUCACUGGAGGGAAAGUGGUCUUUCGGAGACUCGGAUAGGUCGAUUCAGGGGCCGGGCACUGAGGGAGGACAUUGGACCGGAGACUACAGAGUUAUAGACCAAUGUAAAGGCUGGGUGUGAAGUUUUUAGAAAUUGGAGAAGGAUGUUAGUGUACAUCAGUGUGUAUUUUGUCAUUUCUGAGAUUUUAAAUAUAAGUACAGUAUUACACAGAAUUUCUCGUUGUGUAGUCUAUACAAGGUCAAUACGCUGUCUUAUUUUGCAAAUGCUGACACUUGCUAAAUUCGUAAAUGAUUUAAAGAUGUAAAAAAACUUUUCUGUAGUUUUCUGAGUAAACAAAAGAUCUGGUUGUUGCUUUCAGAAAUGCGUGCAGUAUUGUAAAAUCCAGAAGUAUUCACUUGCUAUGAAGUUAUAUUUGUUGAUAAAGUGAAUUAUUGAAAUCUAUUUAUAUAUAAUCCAGCCGGUGAGAGGUGCAUCAUAAUGCUUUUUUGUGCUUUUGCUUUCUCUGUCUCGGUUUUAUGGAAAGGAUGAUGUACUAAGAAUGUUGUAAUGAGGAGCAGCAUAUGAAUUAUCACGAAUGAGUGUUUUUAAAAUAAACAUCACAAAAUUUUUCAUA